AUGGCAGUGCUGGCACGAGGCUGUACCAGAAGUCUGGAACUGAGGGGCCAGCUUGAAAAUAGUGGUGCCGACGCCAGCUUCCCCUUGGCCCUCAUCCACCCGGUUCUUACAUUCUCUUAUCGUCUUGCGAUCACGGUAACUCGCUCCCACGGCCCACGAGGCACACCCACGACAGACUGUAACGCUCAGAUGGCGGAGAUGGGUAGUUUGGCCGGCAGUGCUGACCACAAUCAUCACAGCACCCUCGAGGUAGUCCCCGCCCAGGAUUCCAGCAAGCUCGCUUUCAACAAGAACGAUAAGGUAGCCUUCGUUCCCUCCCACGAACAUGACAAGAUCGCCGUCCCACCACAACCCUACGACGACGCUUCCCACUACCAGCAAGCCGACGCGGGCCAUUGGCGCCCACAAUCAACGCCCACGCAAGACGGAUAUACUUGGGAUGGAGACGCGUCAGACCCCUGGGCAGCGGGAGAAGGUGUGGGAACAGAGAAGAAAGAGAGGAUUCUUGGCUUAAAGAGAUGGGUCUUCUUCGCUGUUCUGGGGAUCGCUGCAUUACUCGUGGCCAUCGGCGUUGGCGUUGGCGUCGGCGUCGGAGUCUCGACACGUCCAACAAGCAACGCAGAAGCAGACGCCGCUGCUUCCUCGACAUCAGACGCCGGCAUUCCUGCCACCACCUCUGGCCAAAGCGCCACCGCAACCUCCAGAUCCCCGACAUCUUCAGCGCCGCAAAGCACCCCCUCCCGCCAGGUCGGCGGCGUCGGCGGACGGUGCAGCGAGAAUUGGGGCAGCGAUUGCAUCUGUCUGGACGAAACCGUCUGCUCCACCGCAUGGAACGGCACGGCGCAGACCGGCCGCAAGCCAGACUGGCCCUGCCCCAACGACCCCGCUUCCAUCAAGGCCUGCUAUGUGCAGCCCUGCAAAAACGCGGCCCAGCUGAGUUCUCGGUGUUUGUGGAGGGAGGACUGUGCCGAGUUGGAUCCGGGUAAGCGAUGCCUAGAUAUUCUUGCUCCAGCUCUGGAUAUCCGCUGCUCGUACAUGGAUGAGACGCUGACUUGCAAAUCGUACGAGUAG
Chaetomium globosum CBS 148.51 is the source of this 1071-nucleotide messenger RNA. RefSeq lists its product as uncharacterized. The transcript has a single exon. Lineage: Eukaryota; Fungi; Ascomycota; Sordariomycetes; Sordariales; Chaetomiaceae. The record is from RefSeq and is a predicted model, not a curated record. Bases 1 to 1071 code for a protein of 356 amino acids.